Pygoscelis adeliae (Adelie penguin) is the source of this 932-nucleotide messenger RNA. It is a transcript of the gene TSTD3, whose product is annotated as thiosulfate sulfurtransferase (rhodanese)-like domain containing 3. The transcript is spliced from 4 exons. The record is from RefSeq and is a predicted model, not a curated record. Gene Ontology annotation, cellular component: mitochondrion. Gene Ontology annotation, molecular function: thiosulfate-cyanide sulfurtransferase activity. The coding region runs from base 1 to 573 and encodes 190 amino acids. NCBI's taxonomy places the organism in Eukaryota, Metazoa, Chordata, Aves, Sphenisciformes, Spheniscidae.
AUGCGGUUAUUACCCUUGGACCACAGCUCCUGUCGCCCGGGCGGCGGGGUGCGAUUUGCCGGCGCCCGGGGGGAGCCCUGCGUGAAUAUCUUAAACGUUAUUGGGGGCGAUGGCCUUCCCCGAGAGGCCGGGAUUGCGGGGGCCUGCUCUGGGCUCACGGGCUGCGCCUCUCUGUCAGGUCCCGGGGCGGUGGGUGCCACCAGCCGCAGCCUCUGCGCCGGCGGGGCACCAAGCCUUUCCUACCAAGAGCUCAAAGACUUGAAGAAGGCCGACGUCCUCCACAUAGACGUGUGGGAGAGGUGGGAGAUCGACAGAUUUGGAAAAAUCCCAGCGUCCAUCAACAUCCCGCUGGGUGAAUUAGUGGAAGCUCUACAAAUGGACCCAACGGAGUUCAAGGAGCAGUACAAUCAAAAGAUGCCAUCCAAGUCAGACCCUGUGGUUUUCUCCUGUUUGGCAGGAACAAGAAGUAAACAGGCACUCGGUUUUGCCAUGUCCUUGGGUUUCAGCAGAGUUCAGCAAUAUGCUGGUGGCUUUGAGGAUUGGGUAAAACAUGAACCUCCAGAGAAAAAAUGAAGGUGACUACCCCAACCCUUGCCCCAUCACGGCUUCAGGAUCGUUUGUAGUUUUUAGCUUUCAAACUACGUGCAUUCCACUUCCAGAAUACAGCCCACUCCUGUUUUCUUCUGUAAAUGGACAUUCACCUCCAAAUAGCCACGCAUAUCAACUGCUUGGUUUAAAUUGUAUCUAAAGUCUGUGACAUGAAGAGAGGACAUUAAAUUUGUUCAGCCUUUACUUUGGGCUGUGUUUUUUGGUGAAAGUAUGUGAAGAGAACCUAUAUACUUAUUAUGUUUACUAAGAUUUUUGUAUGAUGUAGUUUAUGACUGUUUAAACUCAUGAUGAUAGGACAAAUAAAAUUAUCCUUUCCCAGAUAA